Microthlaspi erraticum is the source of this 411-nucleotide messenger RNA. The record is from the annotation of a GenBank genome assembly. Lineage: Eukaryota; Viridiplantae; Streptophyta; Magnoliopsida; Brassicales; Brassicaceae.
AUGCACAUCAAAGAGGAAAGUGAGAAAGGUGUUGAGAAAGAAUGUGAGCAAGAUGAUGAGAAGGAUUGGGAGCAGUCAGGUGCAUGUGAGAAUGAAAGCGACAAGGCUCCUGCUGAGAAUGAAAGCGAAAAGACUGCUGAGAAGAAAGUGAAAAUGUUCAUGGCAAUGAAAGAGAGAAUGUUCAAUAACGGAAGACUACUUGCUUUGAAAUGGCUCGAGAAAGAGUAUGAGCAACAAUUUGCACAUAUUCGUGGAGAUGUCCAAGAGAUACUCGGCAAUCAUGAGAACACAACGGUCAUUGUUGAGACAUAUCAGAAUCUAGAAAAACAGGAUGUCUUUACUUGGUUUUAUGUGUGUUUUGAGAAGCUUAGAAGGCAGAUAAAAACUUUCGUCGUCCUAUCAUUGGCCUAG